UACUUAAUAGCAUGUCACUGACUUACGGUCAGUUUACUUUGCCUCGGCUGUAUUUUGACACACUAUUAAGUAGAGUAGUUUAGGCUCUGGGACGGAGCUUAGAAGGCUUUAAAAAAAGUUACUUCCUUGUGUUUAGAGAAUAGAGGAACUGAGCACUUUGCUCAACUAAGCUGAUAGAAAAGCAUUUAAUUGUUUUAAGCCAAACAUAUUUGCAGCUUCUUCCUGAAUGUAAAAUGUGAAUUUGGGUGUUGGAGAGGACUGUACUUCGACGUGGACUUCCAGUAUUUUCCUUGGACGCAGCGUUUGUGUGCCAAAAGACAAGAUGUCAGGACGAUACGGAGACCUGACGGAGUAUCAGAAAAGUCUGAUAAAGCGCUACCUCGAGAGCGGCAUCAUAAUGACCGUGUACAGGCAGAAAAUGGAGAGGCUGAGCGUACAGGUCAUCAUGGAGACCAGGCAGGUGGCGUGGACCCGGGUUGCUGGCAAGUUAGAUGGAAUGUUGGACAUUUCAGAGAUCCGCGAGGUACGUUCAGGAAAGAACUCCAAGGACUUUGAACGAUUUAAGGACAGCAAGGACAAGCAUGCGGAGAACAUGUGUUUCACAAUUUUCUACGGUUCCCAGUUUGUCCUUAACACCCUGAGCUUGGGGGUGGACUCGGUAGAUGAUGCAGAUAAAUGGCUAAAAGGACUGGAGCUGCUUAGAGAUGAGACACUGCUGGCUUCUACACCAGAAGUUAUAGAAAGUUGGUUGCGCAAGCAGAUGUACUCCGUUGAUCAGACCAAGAAAAACAGCGUCACUCAGAAGGAGGUCAAGUCUCUGCUGAAUCAGAGCAACUUUAAAGCACCUGGGGGACGAUUUCUGAAGGACAGAUUCACGGCUGUUGGAGGGAAAAAAGACCUCCUUGACUUUGAGCAGUUUCACAAGUUCUACAAUGAGUUAAUGUUCGAAAACCAGAGGACGAUACUGGAUGAAUUUAAAAAGGAGUCCUGUGCAUUCAUCAUGGGGAACACUGAAAGGCCUGAAGCCUCUGUAGUUCAUCUAUAUGACUUCCAACGCUUCCUUGUCUAUCAGCAAAAAGAGUCCUGGGCUAACAACGUAAAUCAGGUGCGAGAACUGAUGACCACUUUCAUCGAUGACACCAUGAGAAAAACCAACGAUCCAGAGUUCACAGUUGGGGAGUUCCUUAGCUUUCUGUUUUCCAAAGAGAACUCCAUUUGGGAUGAGAAAUACUCCGAACUGUCGAGCUUGGACAUGAACAACCCUUUAUCUCACUACUGGAUCAACUCGUCGCAUAAUACCUAUCUGACUGGUGACCAGCUACGCAGCGAAUCUUCUACAGAGGCCUAUGUGCGCUGUUUGAGACUUGGCUGCCGCUGCAUUGAGUUGGACUGCUGGAAUGGACCAGAUGAAUGGCCCAUCAUUUACCACGGAUGGACAAGAACCACCAAAAUUAAGUUUAAAGAUGUAGUGAGGGCUAUCAACGAGCAUGCCUUCGUAACAUCUGAGUAUCCAGUGGUGCUGUCCAUAGAAGAGCACUGCGAUGUGAGGCAGCAGAAACUGAUGGCUCAGUACUUCAGAGAGGUGUUCCAGGACAAGCUGCUCAUUGAACCUGUGGAGCUGGAAGCAGAGCAGCUGCCCUCACCCAAUCAGCUCAAGGGCAAGAUCAUCAUCAAGCAUAAAAAGCUGAAUAUUGGUGAGACCUUUGGAAGAAAAGAUCUGUCCAGAGGAGAGAAGCAGGGAGAACUUUUCAUCUGGGACCCCAUAGAUGAGACAUGGUAUAAGCACUACUGUGUGAUAUCCAAAAACAAACUGUACUAUGCAGAGGAAAACGAGCCAGAUGAGGACACGAGAUCGUCUGUAAGCAGUGUGGAUUUGCACCGGUCCGAGCCCUGGUUCCAUGGGCGUCUCGCUGAGGGCAGACAGACCGCCGAGAGACUGCUGCAGGAAUUCUGUGCGGAGUCUGGGGGUAAAGACGGAACUUUUCUGGUGCGAGAAAGCGACACCUACGUUAAUGACUGCACGCUGUCUUUCUGGCGCAGUGGGAGAGUACAGCACUGCCGGAUCCGCUCAUCCUCAGACGGGAACCACAUUAUAUUUUUCCUGACCGAGAACUUGCACUUCCCCAGCGUUUAUUCUCUGAUACAGCACUACAGAGAGAGCCCACUUCGUUGCCACGACUUCAACUUGCGCCUCACUGACUUUGUGCCCCGGCCGAACAUGCACCUGAAUGAGGGGUGGUUUUACAGUAACAUGAGUCGAGGUGAGGCAGAAGACACGCUACUGAGGAUUCCUCGAGAUGGAGCCUUCCUCAUAAGGCAGAGGGAAGAGUCAGACUCUUACGCCAUCACCUUCAGAGGCGAAGGCAUGGUCAAGCACUGUCGUAUCCACACAGAAGGAUCCAUGUAUGUGUUAGGCUCCUCCAGUGAGUUUGAGAGUCUGGUGGAGCUGGUCAACUACUUCCGUAAGAAGCCUCUCUACCGCAAGACCAAACUGCGCUACCCAGUAACACCAGAGCUUGUGGAUCGCUUCAGCAUGACUGACAAGUCAGCUUCACUUUACGACAGCAAGCAGUACGUGGAGGCCAAUGAAAUCGAACCAUCUCCGCCUCAGAGCACAGUGAAAGCUCUUUAUGAUUACCGGGCCAUGCGGCCAGAUGAACUCAGCUUCUGCAAGGGCGCACUGAUCUACAACGUUACCAAAGAGAACACUGGAUGGUGGAAAGGUGAUUAUGGUGGAAAAGUGCAGCUUUAUUUCCCAUCAAACUAUGUAGAAGAGGUUGGAAACUCUGCUGCUGCUGAGCAGAAAGAACUGGGUGAUGAAGAUAACCCAUUGGGUGACUUGUGUAAAGGUGUAGUGGAUAUUUCCAAGUGCAAUGUUGUGCGUUCAGCGCAACACGGCAGGCCGGUGGUGGUGACGCUGCAGAAUAAGGACAGUAAAGAGAGCGGGAUGCCAUUCCACUUGGCCACGGAGACCACAGAGGAGCUGUUCGAAUGGUACCAGGUGGCCUGGGACAUCACUCAGAGAGAGGGAACCCGUGAGUUUGAGCAAAAGGAGCAGGAGAAGGUGGAGAUCAGAGAUGAGGUGGCCAAGGAAAUGUCUGAUCUGGUAGUGUACUGUCAGCCUCGCAGCAAAGACAAGGAUCGCUUUGACAAUUUCACCUACAAAGAGGUCCGCUCCUUUGUGGAGAAUAAGGUUCCCAGCAAAAUUCGCUCAUUCGAGUUCCUGAUGUAUAACCGCAAAGCCCUGAGCCGCAUCUACCCCAAAGGCCAGCGAGUGGACUCCUCCAACUAUGACCCCCAUUUUCUAUGGAUGUGCGGCUGCCAAAUGGUAGCGCUCAACUUCCAAACUGCAGAUAAGUUUACUCAGCUGAACAGCGCCCUCUUUAGUCUGAACGGAGGCACAGGAUACGUCCUGCAGCCUGAGUUCAUGCGCGCGGACACCUAUGACCCUCAGCAGGAGAAGAGGAGCGUCAGAUUCACCCUCUGUGUCAGGGUGUUGGCAGCCAGACACCUGCCCAAGACGGGGCGCAGCAUCUCCAACCCCUUCGUGGAGAUCGAGCUGUGUGGCCAGACUGACGACACCACCAAGUUCAAGACCACAGUCUGCCAUGAUAACGGAUUGAACCCAGUGUGGCUCGGACCUCAUCGGCAGGAUGCGGAGACCAUCACCUUCACUGUGUAUGAACCAGAGCUGAGCUUCCUGCGCUUUGUGGUGUUUGAAGAGGACAUGUUCUCAGACCCCAAUUUUCUUGCUCAGGCUACCUUCCCGGUGAAGGGCAUACGCACGGGGUAUCGAUCAAUUCCUUUGAAGAACGGCUACAGUGAGAACCUGGAGCUUGCUUCUCUUCUGGUCUAUGUGGACAUUCAGCAGGUAGAGAAAGCAGAAGAGGAGCUGUACUCUUCCUCCAGCCAACUCCGAAAAAGACAGGCUGAGCUGUGCAGCGAGCUCUUCUUAUACGACACACACUCCGGCCUCCAGCGUGGCGCAUCCUCGACCCACCACGACGUCCUUCUGCAGGAGUUCAGAUCUAAUGAAAAUCAGCUCCAGAAGAUUGACGAAGCAUGCAAGCAGAACUCUGACUUACACACCAACCAGUCUUUGAGGAUAAAAGAGAAGAAGAUCAACAACAGCAGGUUCUACUCUUGAAGAAGUGCUCAACACAUCGCCUACCCGCUCCCCCUCACACACAUGUUCUAGUGAUAAAGCGUCCUCUCCCUGGCUCAGCUGCUCUACUGCGGAAACUUACAGAACAGGCAGAUUAAAGCAGAAGAGAUGGGAGUUGCGAUAGCUUUGCUUUCCAGACUGGAAAGUCCAGGGGUGUGAACGCUCUCAGACACUGAUUAUUGACUUCCUUCGGCAGAACAUCCUUUAAUUGUGAAGAGCUGGGACUGUGCAGAGACGUCUACAUGGAGCAAAGCAGUGUGGCUGAACCGUCUUACUCAAACUACAAUUCAUAUUCAUUUGCAGUGUGAUAAAUAUUUGUGGUUCAUUUACUGCCAAUGGUUUAAUGAAAUAAUAAUAAUAAAGAACUAAGCUAAAGAACUGACUUUUUUUUUUCAUAAACAAAAGACUUUAAAAUAUAAAAGAAAAGAUUAAAACUUGAGUCAAACGCAUACAAAUGAAUGUACUGCCCCGUCUAAAUUGUGUUCCAAAAUCUUCCG
Clarias gariepinus (North African catfish) is the source of this 4662-nucleotide messenger RNA. It is a transcript of the gene plcg2, whose product is annotated as phospholipase C, gamma 2. Gene Ontology annotation, molecular function: protein binding; phosphatidylinositol-4,5-bisphosphate phospholipase C activity. The record is from RefSeq and is a predicted model, not a curated record. Gene Ontology annotation, biological process: phosphatidylinositol-mediated signaling; phospholipid catabolic process; positive regulation of epithelial cell migration. Bases 323 to 4147 code for a protein of 1274 amino acids. The transcript has 34 exons. Lineage: Eukaryota; Metazoa; Chordata; Actinopteri; Siluriformes; Clariidae.